Molecule: messenger RNA, 4228 nt
Organism: Mytilus californianus (California mussel)
Lineage: Eukaryota; Metazoa; Mollusca; Bivalvia; Mytilida; Mytilidae
Exons: 10
Coding region: 12-2885 (957 amino acids)
Source: RefSeq, a predicted model, not a curated record
CUGUAACAUUGAUGUGUUGCAUGUAUUUGGAGUACGUAAAAAGAUACUGGAAUGGAAACAUUACGGGGCCAUUGUUUGACUUGCAUGAUCGAACAGGGUAUUUAAAACAGAAAAUAUCCAAAUGGAUGGUUAACAACAUAAGAACAUUCUAUGAGUCAGAUGAGAAAUAUCUGCUCACAAUAACAUCACACGGCAAUUUUUACAGUGCACUCGGAAUCGUUUCUGAUGAACAAGUUAUUCAAAGAUUGAAUCCAUGGCAAAAGGGUUUAAAUAUCAAUGCAUUCCGAGAACAGGGAACAUCAUCAUCGAUUGGAAAUGUUUGGUGUUCACUUAAAAACACAGAAUUAAACCACUUGUGCAGUAAACCUUUGUUUUAUUAUAUGUGCACAAAAGAUGACGAUCUCUCCAGAAAUCCUCACGUAUUUAUAAAACAAUUUGCAAUUGAAAUUAUGAAAUAUUUUCCAAAAGUUGGACAAGGCAUGUAUUUUAAUACAAAAGUCAGCGGUUAUUUAUACAACAAUGUGUGUCUGAUGAAUCCAGAUGAUUGCUUAAAUGAUAUGGUGGUUGAGCCACUAAAAAUAUACAAAAGCAUUGCAAGUCAAAUAAAUCAUCUAUUAGUUGUUGAUUAUGUUAACGACUGUUACCAAAAAGGCGACAAUUCUAAAUGGAAUAUACUGCACAUUAUAGACACAAUGGUUAAACAUCUACCUGAUCAAUUUAAAAUAAUAUUGAUAUCAAGACAUAGAAGAGACAUGUUUGAUAUUUUUGGCAUCCGAAAUGUGUAUGUCAAAGGCAUAGCACUUUUCGCAGAAGGGAACUAUUUUAGGAUUUCAGAAUUAGAAUUGUCAUAUGGGGAGCACCAUGAUGUAAUCGGUUUUUGUAAAGACGAAACUGAAAUAAUCAUGUUAGCUGUAUUCUUAUACUUUGUCAGAUCGAUCAGAUUUGAAUUGCGAACUGACCAAUGUUUGUUCUUUAUCCUGUUAUGUUGCUGUUUUAUAAAAGUAGUGACUUUAUGUAGCGUAAUACUAUUUGCUCCAACACUGUUAGUUAUCUCAUUUUUUAGAAUGCUUCCAUCAUCAGGAAAAGUAAAGCUUGUACAUAAAAAUGUGGUGGCUGCAUCGGAAAAAGAAGAGUAUAACUAUAAAUAUUGGUUUUACCAGCUGAAUAUGACUUGUGACAAUAUUGAUAUUCAUUGUAUAAUAGAUGAAAGACUGGAACAAACAUACAAAUAUCUACAGGCCUUUUACAUAAAGAAUGAACGAUUAGAGCAUAUUUUGGAUUCCUAUAUCACUAGAUCCCAGAGUAAAGAGAACAUAUUGUCUGAAUUCGAAAAAAUUUAUUCUAACAAGUCAAAAAAACAUCGUGGGGACAGGCUACUAAUGAAACACGAACUGAUGGAGGCAUCGACAAAUAGAUAUCCCAUUUUGAUUAGAUGGGUAAUUGCACAUAUGCAAGAAAAUGGCAUGACUGUUGAUGAUAUGAAAGUGAUGCUCGAUAUUGCAAUUGAAAAACAUGAUAAAAAUAUAGCAAAGGCUUUAUCAUGGUGUUUAACAAGGGAAUUCUAUGUAAAAUUUGCGAAUAUCCUAAUAAAUGCAAUAGAUAUUUACCCAGGUAUACGUUGCUUGUGUCGAGGACCUAAUGUUUUAGACAGUUCAUUCUGCACGCAUAAAAGAGUUAUCAUUAUUUUGACCCGUGUGGCUAUUAUUGAAAAACUCGAAACAUAUCAUGGAUUUGACAUUGAAGAAGUUAAUCCUGACUUGGCAAAUUCAGACGAUUCAGAAGCUAUAACAAUCUCUAACCUACUUUCAUCCAAAUACACAAACUCGUACUACUUAAAUGUGAAUUUGUCGCAAAAUACAGUAGAAAACAUUUUCAAUCGCCAUUCAAACGUUACUUUAAUAUGUCCAUCAGUCUUAAAGUCAAUAUCGUUUAAUAAAGUUCAUGCCGUACAGGAGCGAAUAUGCAUUCAUCUUUAUUGUAAAAAGAAGGGAAUCAUUCCGUUAGGAGAAGAUCAUUUUCCAACUUUGAUUAAUGGUAUACCCACAGACAUAAUUGAAGGUAACAUUUGUAUGAUUACAAAACUACGCAUUGGAGACAAGAUAGGACCACAAACAAGUAUCGGAACUUUAGGAGGAUUUGUGCAGUAUUUGGAUUUUGAUUGCUUUUUAACAUGUGCUCACGUAAUGUACGAUUUACAGACCCUUUUGUCGUCGUCUCACGAUUUUUCUCGACUUCCUGGGGCCAAAGCCUUUUGCCAUUCGGCACAAGGACUUGUUGACUGUGGCAAAGUCAUUUGGAGAACAUUUGAUCAUGAUGACAAACUUAAAACAAGUAUUGAUGCGGCCCUUGUGCUGAUGCAAAACAAUGCAACGUUUGACCCGAAUGAUUUUAUUUUGGAUGACUUUGGUAAUGCCUGCACAUAUGUAAAAUUAGGUUUAUCCAAUCCGUUUCUAAAUAAUAAUUGUUUGGAUCACGAAGAAUUUUGUAUCCCACAACAAACAGCUAAGGUUGUAGGAGCUGGAUCCAUGACCAAAUUAGAAGCAAAUGUAACAUUCCCUAAACAAACUGAGGUAGACAUCUUAUUUUCUAACGCAGGUCAAGCUGCAUCUUUUUAUAAUGGAAAUGUUUUUCAGCCACUUUGGAUAAAUUCUCCAGCUCAUUUGCAACUAGGAACAGGAUUCUUGACUGACAGAAGAAUAUUUCGUAUGUACAAUCAAAUAACUAUCAAUUUAGGAUUACAGCCUGGUGAUUCAGGAACAUGCAUUUAUGUAGUGCAACAUCCAUAUAAUAAAAAUGGAUGUAUUGGAAUGGCCAUAGCAUUUUGUGGAGGUAUGACGGUAGUGACUCCGUUGAAAGAUAUUCUUAAGAGAAUUAGUUCCUCAUAAAAGUGUAUUACGAUCGAGAAAUUCAGUACGAUCGGUAAUAAAAUAUUCACAAACCAAUAACUUCUGUUUUUUAAGAAAUGGCUAUAACAUGAAUAAAUUUUGUACACGAAUGCAUGGUAUUUUUUUUUGUAGCAGUUUUGUUUAAAUGAUGACAUGUAUAUAUGAAUACAAGUGUUAACCUGUACGUAUGGCAAUCUUAUUUUUUCUUAUUGCAGCUCUUUUUGUAUAUAAAUGAUAUUAGGGGCUGCUAAAUAGUUAGAGUUCCAGAUCAAAUUCAAGUUAGAGUUUAUGCUUGUUUGAAUUAGAAUGCAAGGUGCAGUUCGAGUUGAAACUUCGAGUUAAGACCGUUAAUUUUAGUAAGUGUUUGAUCUAUAUAGUUUGAGUUGUAGUUUUUACAAAGUUUAAAAUCGACUUACAAUUAGAGUUCAAUGAACACCAAUUAAGGAAAACGUGAAAAUAUUCAUUUCAGCUUCAGUUGAAUUAUAUAGCACAUGAAGCAGAUGUCAAUGACAAUGCUGUGAAUGUAUAUUGAGCAAUCCUUCUUAUAGUUUCAGCAGGUCUUGUAAAUUGUAACCCUUUUGAAACUUAUAACAAAGCGCAAACCGGAAUAUACUGAAUUGAAUUAACUCAUUUGCGUACACCAAAGUGUAUAGAUUUUGUAAAAUAAUUUAUAGAAAAUAACUAUUUCUGCAUACAAAAAUAGGCUUUAAAAUCAAGUCGGCUUGUGGAGCCAAUGGACAGAGUUUAAAGCUCCAUCUUACUAGUUUUUGUUCCGUUGUGAAGAAAAAUCCAGAGUGAAAUAUCACAUACCUAUGGUAAACGUUGAUAUCGCAAAUUUUGUUACCUCGAGGUAUAAAAUAUCUUCUCUUUGAUAUACGCAUUUUAUUUUUUGUUUCAUUCUUUACAUAAAACUAAAAUAGUCAAAUACACAGUAUGUAUUCUGACUCACCGGUUCUAAAAGAACCACAUUCACUGCAAAAGAACCACAUUCAUUGCAGAUAUUCAUUAGUAUUUUUUUCAAUAACUGAUUUUUAAUAACAAAUUAUGUUUGCUUAACCUUUUUUUUUAAAUCAAUCAAAGCUGCUUUGGUUGUUUCAAACCAGGAAGGUUUUUUAUACAAAAAAAAUAAUGAUACAAAUAUUUUUCCGGAAUCAGAACUAAAAAUACAUGUCAAAUAAUGUAUAAUAUUGCUGCAUAAAUAAGUCUUUAUAAAUACAGAUUGUUAAUAAUGAUGUAAAUUAGCUGUGAUAACUAUUGCAUUAUAUAAUGAUGAUUACCAGAAGUUGUUUCAAUACAUAUGUGAUUUUUUUAAUGAAAGUUAUUAAAAAGUACCGUGACCCUUA